CCUCAUUACAUAUCUUGGAUCCCUCUCCAUUUCCUUUCAACUAUGUUUCUCUCUGUCUGAGAAAAUACAAAAACAGAGCAACUUCCAUUUGUUUUCAUGGCACUCUUAACAAAUUCCUUCCAAGAUCACAAGAAACCCCUCCCCAAUAAACGCCGGAAAAAACAUCCAAACCCAACUCCCUCGCCUUCCACCGCCCAAUCCUCAUGGGACCAUAUCAAGAACCUCAUCACCUGCAAACAGGUUGAGGUUUCUAGAGUUCAAGAGCAGGGAAAACGGUCGCCGGCCUACUCGAAGUUGGGAUCUUCUUGUAGCUCUAUAUGUAGCUUUAGAGAUGUGGUUCAUGGCAAUGCUAAAGUGGUUCAUAGGGCCGAUAACUCCCCGGAAAGCAGCUCCGUCGGACAGGAAACUAGGUUACUUAGUAGGAAAUCUGCAAACGGUUCUUCUUCUCGUUCUUUAACGGCGCCGGCUCCGGCCAGAACUAAAAACGGUGGUUCGGGUUCUGCUUCCUACAAUUCGUCGUGUUCUAGAGGAAUACAAUUACGAAAGCUUUCUGGGUGUUAUGAAUGUCACACCAUCGUCGAUCCUAGCAGGUUUCCAAUUCCAAGGAGUUCUAUAUGUUCAUGUCCUCAGUGUGGAGAGGUUUUCCCCAAGAUCGAAAGCUUAGAGCUUCAUCAAUUAGUUCGUCACGCUGUAUCGGAAUUGGGUCCUGAGGAUUCUGGUCGAAACAUCGUGGAGAUUAUUUUUAAAUCAAGCUGGCUAAAAAAGGACCGUCCAAUUUGCAAGAUCGAACGUAUAUUAAAGGUCCACAAUACCCAACGCACAAUCCAACGGUUUGAGGAUUGUCGUGACGCAGUGAAGACACGUGCACUUGGAAGCUCCAGAAAAAACCCGCGAUGUGCGGCCGACGGUAAUGAGUUGCUGCGCUUCCACUGCAGCGCCUUGUUGUGCGACCUUGGCUCACGUGGCUCCACCGGCUUGUGUGGCUCGAUUCCCGGCUGCGGUGUCUGCACUGUCAUCCGUCAUGGAUUCCAGUGUAAACCCGGUGGCCCUCCUGGUGUACGCACCACUGCUAGUAGUGGAAGGGCCCACGAUUCGUUUGAGUGCGGCGACGGACGUCGACGGGCGAUGUUGGUGUGCCGUGUCAUCGCCGGCAGAGUGAAGCGUAUCUCGGAGGAUGCUGGGACGGGGACGACGACAACGGCUACGGAUCAGGAGGAGAAUGUGGUGACGGCGGCGGCGGUGGCUGCCUCAUACGACUCUGUUUCACGGCACUCCGGGAUGUACUCGAAUCUGGAGGAGUUGGUUAUUUUCAAUCCAAAGGCUAUCCUUCCUUGUUUCGUUGUGAUCUACGAAGCGCUCCAAAACUAAUUAACGACGUGGUUUUGAAGAAAUAUAUGGUUGGUUUAAUUUAGUUGUAUUUCUUCUCUUCAUUUAACUUUUCUAGCUUUUUCUUUUAUAUUUUUCAAUUAUACUAUUACCCUUUUUUGUGGAUGUUAAAUGUGAGCAAUAAUAAGAAUAUCUAAAUAUUUAAUGAGUUCAAA
This is a messenger RNA of Cucumis melo (muskmelon), 1541 nucleotides long. RefSeq lists its product as uncharacterized. The transcript has 4 exons. Bases 97 to 1368 code for a protein of 423 amino acids. The record is from RefSeq and is a predicted model, not a curated record. Lineage: Eukaryota; Viridiplantae; Streptophyta; Magnoliopsida; Cucurbitales; Cucurbitaceae.